This is a messenger RNA of Westerdykella ornata, 1287 nucleotides long. RefSeq lists its product as uncharacterized. Gene Ontology annotation, biological process: protein N-linked glycosylation. Gene Ontology annotation, molecular function: glycosyltransferase activity. Gene Ontology annotation, cellular component: Golgi membrane. The record is from RefSeq and is a predicted model, not a curated record. NCBI's taxonomy places the organism in Eukaryota, Fungi, Ascomycota, Dothideomycetes, Pleosporales, Sporormiaceae. The transcript is spliced from 4 exons. Bases 1 to 1287 code for a protein of 428 amino acids.
AUGCUGCUCGAUCGCCAGAUUCCCUCGCUGAAUCCGCGUUUUGCCAUCUUCUUUGCCUGCGGGGUUGCGCUGCUGCUUUUUGCCAUCUAUCACAUCACGCUAUAUACAGAACAUGGCCCCUUCUACAAGGGCAACGUUGGGUCGAGAGUAGGGAGCCACGCCCCAGCGUCCGAGCCGAAGACCGCUGUGUCACAGCCGAACCAACCAAAGCCGAAACCAACGCUGGAAGAGACGAUACGAGAGUUGUUUGCGCCGAUCAAGCACAAGGAUUUUGUGUCGAGUUUCACGGAUCCGACCGGCACCGUGUAUACGCAUAACAACAACAUAUGGACUGAGCCUCUGGGGAAGGACCUCCUGAUCGUGGACGUGGACACCAGGUAUCCAGAGCAGAUGUUCGACCCUAGCAAACGGGUCGAUUGGGAACAUCUCGACACGGAUAAUCUCGUCACGGAAGCGGUAUUCAACCACUACCUCUACGCCACCAUCCACAACUACUCCUACCUCUUCUACCGCCCCAUCCCCGUCCCGGGGCACCACAAAACCUGGCCCAAAGUCCACUCCAUCUCCAACCUCCUGCCCCAAUACAAAUUCGUCGUCUUCCUCGACGCCGACGCCACCAUCCGCCACCUGCACCUCCCCUUCGAAUGGCUCCUCAACCGCUGGAACGUCACGCGCCGCACCUCCUUCACCAUGGCGCGCGACCCCCUCGACGACGAUUGCAACCUCUGCGACAAGUACGGCACGGCCAUGGUGAACACGGGCUUCGUCAUCGCGCAGAACCUGCCCUACACGCGGGAGAUUAUGGACGUGUGGAUGGCGUGUACGGCGGGGGGUACCAGGUAUGGGGCCGAGUGCGGGAAGUGGAAGGAGGAGUGGGCGCAUGAGCAGAGCGUGUUUUCGGAUUAUCUGAGGUAUGAUUAUAAUCCUGAGGGGGAUAAUAUUCGGGAGCUCAACUGCGGAGAAGCCAACGGUUUCCCCGGCCACGGCUGGUACGAUCCCGUCGAUUGCAACGGAAAAUUCAUCCGCCACCAUACGUUUGUCAAGGAUCGGACGAAAACAACUACCUCGGAGGCCAUCAUGCAAGCAUUCAUCGACAUCAUGAAGACCAAUUUCGCUAAAGUGGGCGGAGACAUUGUCGUCAGCGAGGAGAAGGAGAAGAAGAAGGCGACGCCGAAACCCGAGGUGAAACAGGAAGAGGACAAGGAGGGUGAGAAGGCGCAUGAGCAGGCGCAUAACAGGAGGAGCGCCAUUUGGCAUGAGCCGCUCAAGAGGAGCGAGGUGUCUUGA